UACUGAGGUAACAUAAUAUUUCUAACCUUAUAAAAACACAUUGUUUGAAUCAUUACAUAAAAUUAAACCUUUUGUCUAACAAUGGCAGGUUUCUUUCUUAAACCAAGUACUAGAGGCCAUGCUAGAUCAAUUAGCUUACCAGCAAGAUCACAUCCUACAACCCUCAAAAUUGAAGAAGAACUCAACAAACUUCGAAACCUCGAUGUUUCUUCUUCAACUUUCAUGGAGCCUAAUAAGCUCAGCAAUGCGAUUUCCGGCAUUGCUGAGCUCUAUAAAUCCAUUGGAGAUCUUCUAAAACUACCUCAAACCCAACAAGCUUUAACCAAACAUGAAGACUCUUCAUGGGUGGAUGUGCUCUUAGAGGAAUCGGUAUCAUUCCUUGAUGUUUGUGAAAACACAAGGGAAAAUCUAUUUCUUCUAAGGGAAAGCAUAGGAAAGCUUCAAUCAAACCUUAGAAUCAGAAGAAAUAAUAACAUUAAUACAGGUGAAUCAGAUAGUAUUGAAGAUGAUGUUACUAAGUAUGUUUCCUUUGUAAAGAACUUAAAAAGAGAGAUGGGUAAGUCCCUUGUUUCUUUAAAACAAAUUGACAGUAAAUUGUCUGAUUCUGUGUUGUUUAACAAGGUGAACAAUGAUCAACACCUCGUUGCAGUGGUUCGAGUUUUAAGAGAAACAAGCUCGAUUUGCAGCAUUGUUUUUAGGUCGAUUAUGGCGUAUUUUUUAGGUGCAAAUUUGCUGCCUAAGGCUAGCAAAUGGUCAUUAGUGUUAAAAUUAGUGCAUAAUAAAGGGCAAGUUGGAGAAGAUUUGAAUGGUUUGGAGGAUAUAGAGGUUGCGUUAAACAACUUAAUGGUGAAGAAAUUAAGCAGAGAAGGUAAAGAGAUGAUGAUGAUAAUUCAAGUUGCAUGUGAAAAACUUGAUGCAUUGGAUAAAAGAAUUGAAGGAUUUGAGAAGGAGCUUGAGUGUUUGUUUAGGCAAUUAAUACACACUCGAGUUUCUCUCUUGAACAUACUUUCAGAUCAUUGAUUUGAGUAAUUAGAGGGUGAUUCUUGUGAUUUAACUUUCAAUUUAUCUCUUUAGGGAUGAGUGAGUGAGUUCAUCUUUAAUUAACAGCAUCCAAAUUUUGGAGGAUCUGUUAGGAGUGUGUUUAUGAUUAUUAUGUAAGUUAUUGUAUGUGUAGAUGAAUAUGAUUAUGUACAUAGUUUCAACAAGAGGAAAUGGACUAUAAACUUUGUAUUGAUCUCA
Beta vulgaris subsp. vulgaris (sugar beet) is the source of this 1239-nucleotide messenger RNA. RefSeq lists its product as hypothetical. Gene Ontology annotation, biological process: root development; shoot system development. The coding region runs from base 82 to 1020 and encodes 312 amino acids. The transcript has a single exon. The record is from RefSeq and is a predicted model, not a curated record. NCBI's taxonomy places the organism in Eukaryota, Viridiplantae, Streptophyta, Magnoliopsida, Caryophyllales, Amaranthaceae.